Messenger RNA from Prorocentrum cordatum, 156 nucleotides. NCBI's taxonomy places the organism in Eukaryota, Dinophyceae, Prorocentrales, Prorocentraceae. The record is from the annotation of a GenBank genome assembly.
GCGGGGCUUGGCGGCCUCCGCCCCUUCCAGCCCGGGCUGCCAGCGGGCGAGCCAGGCGCGCGCCCCGCGAUGGCGGCCGGGGACGCGCUGGAGGAGGACCGCCCCUGGCUGGUGCCCUGGCUGCGGUCGCCCGCGGGGGCUUGGAAGCGCAGGGGG